GAGGGCUGGGGCAGAAGCGCUGGCAGCCGGGGCGUGUGUUCUGUCCCUGCAUCCAGGGCCCAGCCCCUGGCGGGAGCGCCUUGCUCAGGCUCGGUGCUUGCUGGGGCAGCGGUGCAGGCCUUGCCUCCUGCCAGCUGCCGGGGGCCCUCUCCUUCCUGCUGCCACAUCCCCGUGGCUCCUGCCCCGCACUGGCUGCCUCCAUUCCGCCCCUACUGAACCCCUUCUGUGUGUCCUCUUGCAGACCAUGGCUUUAUUGUCAUUGCUCUUCGUGCUCGUGCAAAGCCUGAUCCAGUACCCCCAGCCAGCUGGGGAUGGGCUGGAUGAGGCCACGCACCGGCGAAUGCAGGAGCGUGAGGAGCUGCUCGACCGCGAGAUGGCUCGGCUGCUGCAGGAGCUGGAGCAAGGGCCCCCGGAGCAGCAGGACGAGGGCUGGGGAGCCCUGCUCUUUGGUGCCCUGCAGCAGUGGCCAUUCUGGGCUCUUGCUGGACUCCUGCUCCUCUUGGGCCUGUGGUUUAGCCGCAGGAGAAGGAGCCCUGAAGCCAACAGCAGCGGCAAGGACCAGAGCUCCUGCAAGACCCUAGGAGAUGAGAGAGGAAAAGAACAGCAAGAAGACACUAUUGAUUCAAAGGAAGAUGGAGAAAACAAUAAUAUGACUGUGGAGGCAGAUGACAGCGGUAAUGAAAAUGAAGGAGAAGGCAGUCCUGUGGCUGCAAAUGAAGGAGAGGAAGAUGAUGCCAGUGAAGGAAAUGAAGAUGUGAAGGUGAAGGAAGACCAAAACGUGAAGAAUGAAGAUGCCUGCGACUUAAAGAAAGAUGAAGGACGGAGUGAUGGGAAUGUGCCAGGAGGCAACACUGCUGAAGGAAAUGAAGAAGAACCUGGUGGAACAAGACCAUGA
This is a messenger RNA of Corvus hawaiiensis (hawaiian crow), 895 nucleotides long. RefSeq lists its product as uncharacterized. The record is from RefSeq and is a predicted model, not a curated record. Lineage: Eukaryota; Metazoa; Chordata; Aves; Passeriformes; Corvidae. The transcript is spliced from 2 exons. Bases 245 to 895 code for a protein of 216 amino acids.